AUGUCCCGUCCUCAAGUUUCCGUUAUCUCAACCGAAGGUAAGGCUACCUCAGCCCAACUCCCAUUACCAGCUGUCUUCGCUGCUCCAGUUAGACCAGACUUAGUCCACUCCGUCUUUGUCAGAGUCAACAAGAACAAGAGACAAGCUUACGCCGUCUCCGAAAAGGCCGGUCACCAAACCUCCGCUGAAUCAUGGGGUACCGGUAGAGCUGUUGCCAGAAUUCCAAGAGUUGGUGGUGGUGGUACCCACAGAUCCGGUCAAGCUGCUUUCGGUAACAUGUGUCGUGGUGGUCGUAUGUUUGCUCCAACCAAGACCUGGAGAAAGUGGAACGUCAAGGUUAACCACAAUGAAAAGCGUUAUGCCACCGCUUCUGCCAUUGCUGCCUCUGCUGUCACUUCAUUGGUUCUUGCCAGAGGUCACAGAGUCGAAAACGUUAAGGAAUUACCAUUAGUUGUUGCUAACGAAUUCGAAGCCGUUACCAAGACCAAGGAAGCCGUUGCUGUCUUAAAGGCUGUUGGUGCUCACAAGGAUGUCAUCAAGGUCAUCAAGUCCAAGAAGUUGAGAGCCGGUAAGGGUAAGUUGAGAGGUAGAAGAUUCACCCAAAGAAGAGGUCCAUUAGUUGUCUACGCCCAAGACAACGGUUUAGUCAAGGCCUUAAGAAACGUCCCAGGUGUUGAAACCGCUAACGUUAAGCACUUAGGUUUAUUACAAUUAGCACCAGGUGCUCACUUAGGUAGAUUCGUUAUCUGGACCCAAGGUGCUUUCGAAUCCUUAGACGCUGUCUACGGUUCCGACUCCUCCAAGUCUGUCAAGUCCGGUUACACUUUACCAUCUAACAUCAUCUCCAACACUGAUGUCACCAGAUUAAUCAACUCUGCUGAAAUUCAAGCCGUUGUUAGACCAGCUGGCCAACCAACCCAAAAGAGAACUCACGUCUUAAAGAAGAACCCAUUGAAGAACAAGCAAGUCUUAUUAAGAUUAAACCCAUACGCCAAGGCCUUCUCUGCUGAAAAGCUCGGUUCUGCCAAGGCUCAAGAUGCUGCUAACACCAAGCCAUCUAAGGGUCAAUUCUCUGAAGUCUUAAAGAACUAA
Messenger RNA from Dujonia railenensis, 1092 nucleotides. NCBI's taxonomy places the organism in Eukaryota, Fungi, Ascomycota, Pichiomycetes, Serinales, Debaryomycetaceae. The record is from the annotation of a GenBank genome assembly.